Molecule: messenger RNA, 8212 nt
Organism: Siniperca chuatsi (mandarin fish)
Lineage: Eukaryota; Metazoa; Chordata; Actinopteri; Centrarchiformes; Sinipercidae
Gene: grk7b
Product: G protein-coupled receptor kinase 7b
Exons: 4
Coding region: 2447-4084 (545 amino acids)
Biological process (GO): signal transduction; protein phosphorylation; regulation of signal transduction
Cellular component (GO): cytoplasm
Molecular function (GO): rhodopsin kinase activity; ATP binding
Source: RefSeq, a predicted model, not a curated record
UCUAAGCUAAAUACUUUUUUGCUACUGGCAGAAAUGUGUCUGCAUCAGCAAGAAUAGAAAACUGUCAAGUACCGAAAUCUGGCUUUGAAUUCUUGCCAGGAUUCAUACUCAUGUUUUCUUAUUCUUUAAUCAGACAGUUUCUGAUUUAAAAUGAUAAUUUUCAGCUUAACAGCUGUUUGUGUUUAGACAACAUUUAUUAUUUCAGAAGGUCGGCUUCUUUUGUGCAAUGGAAAAAAAGGGUUUUGUGGAAAAACGUGUUCAAAUUCCUCAAUGUAUAAAAAAAUAUAAGUUAUCAGUAGCAAAACUAGUAGUAUUGUCAGGGCAGAGCUUGGAAGGUUUGAAGUAGUGUUUAUCCACUUUUGACUUGAACAUUGUGAUGUUGAUUUAGCAGUCAAACAAUCUUAAACAUGGAAAUGUCCAGUUAAAGGAUGGAGUCUGAAAUCCUAUGUACUCGAAGUGAGAUACCUGGAAGGCGGCCAUGCUAACCUCGAUACUACUAGCACUUGUCAUACAUGUAUGGUGAGUUUGGACUUGUUCCAGUUUCAAGCUUAACCUAUUCACAUCUGCAGUGGUGGGAUGUAAAUAAGAACAUUUAUUUAAGUAUUGUACUUAAGUACAGAACUGGUACUUGUAUUUCCAUUUUAUACUACAUUACACUUCUACUCCACUACAUUUCAGGGUGAAAUAUUGUACUUUUUACUCCGCUGCAGCUAUAGUUACCAGUUACUUUUCAGAUCAAGAUUUAAUACGUUAAACAUGAUCAGUUUAUAAGAUGUGCAUUGUUAUUGAAGAAACUACCCAACAGUAUAUACAGCUGUUAAAAUUAGCUCUACACCUUUACAAUGUUCAGAUGCUGCUUAGACUGCAAUAAAUCAGGAAUAAACUUCCAGUAAUAAAUAUAUAAUAAAUGUAACACUUUGAAUGGAGCCAUUUUGCAUAACAAGUACCUUUUACUUUUGAUAUUUUAAUACAAUUUCCUGCUAAUACUUGUGUAUUUUUACUUAAGAUUUUGAAUGCAAGACUUUUACUUGUAACAGAGUAUUUUUUUUAUUGUGGUGUUGCUACUUUUACUUAAAGAUCCGAGUACUUCUUCCACCACUGCAGAGCAGUUAUUAAAUCCAGCGAGGAUUUAGAUGAACCAAACUUAAUGUGAUAAAUUUGCACAUUUAUCGCAUUAAGUUUGUUCGAUUCAAAUCCUGUGUGUUAAAGAAUAUGGGUGAAUAUUUUUCUUUGCAUUUUUCUAGCGAAUCGAGUGCAUCAACAUGAUAAAAUAGUUUUUUGGAAUUUCUGCAGUUAUGUUCAUGCUCAGUGUUGUCUCUGAAAAACCCCUGGCUCAACAUAGUUUCCUUGUCAAGGAUAUUGUAAGUAGUCAAGACUGAUCGGGAUAAUUCACAUGAGACUAAUGACUGGAAGGUCAUAAUGUGAUAUUUCACUAGCAUUGGUGUUGCAACUAAUGAUUAGAUUUUUUUAAAUUAUCAAAUAAUCUGCCAUUUAUUUUACAAUAAUUUGGUCUAUAAAACUUAAGAAAACUGUGGCAAAUGCCCAUCGCAAUGUCCUAGAGCCAAAGGUAGUCACUUCAAUUUACUUGAAUAAAAGACAAGAAAAAGCAGAAAAUUCUCCCUUUUAAGAACUUGGAACCAUCAAAUGUUUGGUGCAUUUGCUUGAAAAUGCACUUAAAGCAUUAAUUCAUUGUCAAAACAGUUGCGGACAAAUUUUUUGACGACUGACCAAUCGAUUAAUCCACUAAUCGUUGCUAUUUUGUCCACCUUUGUAAUUGUCUCAGGGGCGUUUAAUGCCAGAGGUGAUGUUAAAGUGAAUAAAGGUGAAAAUGUGCUUUUCAAAAUUGCUCCAGCUUCAAAUAUAAGAGUUGUUGUGCUGAGCAGCUGACAUCUUCGAGUAUGAGCGAACAGCCUUCACUCUCCUGGCAGCUACUUGAAAAUUAAUUUCUUAGGCUGCUUACUUAACCAGUUAGGGCUGAUUUAGUAAAAUCUCCAUUCUCUCAUAAAGUGUGCGUACUUGGUUGCGUAAUGCGCACAUUAUACACGUGCAGCUCUCUCAGUGGCUUCUUUAUCUCAUGACAAGCUACAAUCAACCAUAACUUGAAAAGGUCAGGAUCUGCCACCUCUUCAUGUCAUGCUUGCAGCCUAAUUACUUUACACAGGCACUUUGCAUCUCCUAUAAAUAGACAAGCCUAAAGCCUCUUAAGUUCAGACCACAUAAGUUGCUUUCCCUUAGUGCCAUCUACGAAUAAGCGCACAAAGACACUUAGCCACCAACAAAUCCCCGAGGAAGGUGGUACUUGCUCCAAGAGACGCGGCACAAGAGGUGGAGGAUGUUCAGGAUGUAAGGUGCUCAGUUGUGUCUGGAACCUGCAGAUGAGUCAGCUGUUAGUGUUGUAGUUGAUCAGGCCCAGCUGCCUACAUGUAUUUCACAGGAUACAUCCAAUAUGGGUGACCUGGUGGGACUGGACAACCUGGUGGCCAACACGGUCUACCUGAAGGCUCAGCAUGUAGAUCGCAAUGAGCUGAGGAAACAGAGACUCUCCCUGACGCUGCCCAAACCAAAUAAGUCCUCUGCUCUCCGGGUGGCAGUGGAAAAGAAUUAUGAGUUGCUGUGUGAGCGACAGCCUAUUGGGAGGAAGUUAUUCCAGCAGUUCCUCCUUACCUCUAACCCGCAGUAUGUGGCCGCCGCUGAGUUCCUGGAGGAGCUGAGUGACUGGAGAUUUGCUGAAGAUGAAACCAGAGAGAAGGCCAAACAGAGCAUCCUCGCUAAAUUCUGUCAACCUGAGUCCAGGAGUUUUCUCACCUACCUCACAGGAGAGGCAGCUGAAAAAUGCAAAGAGUUAUCAGACAAGAACUUCGAUGAGGUGACGAUGGGCCAGAUAAGAGAAGCCACAAGGGACUUCCUGAGGGGGAAACCUUUCUCGGAGUAUCUGAAAAGCCCCCUUUUUUAUAGGUUCUUGCAGUGGAAAGAGUACGAGAAGCAGAAGAUCAGUGACAAAUACUUUUAUGGGUUUAGGACUUUGGGAAAAGGUGGCUUUGGUGAGGUGUGUGCGGUGCAGGUGAAACUCACAGGCCAGAUGUAUGCCUGUAAGAAGCUGGAUAAGAGGCGCUUGAAGAAGAAAGGUGGCGAGAGGCUUGCCCUUCUGGAGAAGCAAAUCCUGGAGAAGGUCAACAGCCUCUUCAUUGUGAACCUGGCUUACGCUUAUGACAACAAGAACCACCUGUGCCUGGUCAUGGACCUCAUGAACGGAGGAGACCUCAGGUUCCACAUCUACGAGCUCGGGGAGCGAGGUAUCCGUAUGGAGCGUGUUGUUUACUACGUGGCCCAGAUAACCACUGGGAUACUCCACCUGCACUCUAUGGACAUUGUGUACCGGGAUAUGAAGCCUGAGAACGUGCUGCUGGAUGCUAAAGGACAGUGUCGGCUGUCAGACCUCGGACUGGCGGUGGAGCUGCCAAAGGGCAAAACGAGCUGCCAGAAGGCUGGUACGCCUGGUUACAUGGCUCCAGAGAUUCUGAGGCAGGAGAAUUACUGCAGGUCUGUGGACUGGUGGGCUCUGGGCUGCAGCAUCUAUGAGAUGGUGGCAGCCCGUUUGCCUUUUAAAGACUUCAGAGAAAAGGUGCAGAAUGAGGAGGUGACUCGUCGCACUCUGGAGGACGAGUGCAAGUUUGAACACAAGCGCUUUGAUGCUCCCACCAGAGAUAUCAUCAGCCUCUUUCUCAAGAAGAAGGUGCAGUAUCGCCUUGGGUGCCGUGGUGAUGACCCGCGAAGCCACACGUUUUUCAAGAGCAUCAAUUUCCAUCGUCUGGAGGUCGGGCUGGUGGAGCCCCCCUGGGUGCCAAAAUCCAACGUGGUCUAUGCCAAGGACACAGACGAGUUCAGGGACACCUCUGAGGUGGAGGACAUAAAGUUUAAUGCCAAGGAUGAGAAAUUCUUCGAGGAGUUCAGCACAGGCGCAGUCUCCAUCCGGUGGCAGAAGGAGAUGAUCGACAGCGGAGUGUUUGACGAGCUGAACGACCCCAAACGAAACGGUCACGGCUGUGAGGCCGCGUGGAAAUCCAGGAUGUGCAUCAUUUUGUAAGCAUCAAUAUGUACAACUGGGCAAAACAAUGAUACACAAAUGUCCUUUAAUUUAAUUUCUUUACACUUCCGAAGUGCCUGGUAUAAUACUAAAUGGAGGUACCUUUUUAAACAGCUACUUGACUUUUUUUCCUUAAUCUGAGGACUCAUCUUGGAAGUUUGUGUCUGUUUCUAAAAGUUUUAGCCCAUAACAUUGUUGUGUGUUUGAUGCCACAGUCAAACAUAAUAGGACAUCAGUCUGAGUGGUAAAAUAAAACCACAGUUUUUGUCUUAUUUCGUAUUAUUCCCGAAUGGAAACACACGCUGACAAUGUGCUGCAAAUGCUGCUUCAUACUUUGCCCUCUAUUCCUGGUGAGACAGCAGAUCCCAGUGCAUUCAUAGUUUCCAUUACAUCACUCGGCCAUUUUGGCAGGCCAACGUGUUUAUAUGUGUUUGUAAACAAGCUACAUAAUGGUUGUGUGUCAUUGAAUAGCAGCAGGAUUACUAUCAGUAUUUGCAGUAAUGUGCCACGUUUGUUUGAAAGACCGAAGUCUCAUAUAAAUGCCAUGAAUGCCUUUUGCUCAUGUGAGUGGACAAGUGUCAUGCGACCUCAGUGAAGUCUCUCAGUAGCAGACAUUCACCACUAAGUGCCGCCAGACACCCAUGGAGUACGUUUAACAGCACUCUUCAUCAUCCCCAUUAUCCGGACUGUGCUGCUCCGUUAUUUACAAGCACUGGAUGACUCGUUCAGCUUUAACAAGGGGGAUGCAGGGAGACAAAUUGUCGUAUACACAUAGUUUUCCUGCUAAACAAAAAAUGUUAACAUUGAAUGUUUGGCUUUAACAAUGCAAUACCAACCCCCUUUAUCCCCCCCCCCCCCCCAAAUCACCCCGUGUUUACAAGCCAUACGAAACCUAAGUAAGAGAUGUUAACUACUGACAACAUAGCAACAACAAACAUCUAUUUAGUUUCACAGAUGGUUAGUUCUUGUGUCCAUAUAUGGACAUCGUUUCCCACAAAAGCUUCUGGUUGUAGGAGAUCCAUGUCCUAUUGUGGUUGAUAAGUGUUGUUUAAUUUUAGAUUUUUCAUCCCUAAAUAGAUGACAGUGAUUAUAGUCACAUCACUGACACUACUUGAGCUUUUAUGUGAGAAACUAAGGAAAUGUAUUUUUUCUUUUUGGUAUUUUUUCAGGUAUUUAUUUUUUAUAGCGAGUAUAGAAAGGAAAUCAUGUGGGGAGAGAGAGGAGAUAACAUGUUGCGAUUACAUAUUUAGCAUUUUUGACCUUUGGGCUACCAGGAUGCCCCAGGUGUCUUACUUCUGACUCAGUUAUACAUUUUUCCUGUGUUUUGCUUUAUUCCAGUCCUCAAGUCUUGAAUGAAGAUGUACUGUGUCAUGUAAUCCAUGUCUUUUUAGUUUUACUCGUACCUCACAUAAAGAGCUGCAUUGUCACUACAUAACAGUGCCAAUAAUAUUUUGUCAUAUUUGUAUGUGAUUUUAUAAUGAUGACUUAACAUUUUCUAAUAUUUUAUGUGGCAUGUUUGGCUUGUAAUGAUUUUAUAUACUGUUCAUAGCUUUGUGAUACUUCCUUGCGUCACGCAUGCGUUUUUCACAACAAUGUUUCGUGCUGUUUUUUAUUAAACGUUCAAGCCAAGUGACAACAUUUUUAUGAGAUGGAAAAGAAAUAAAGCACAUUUUCAACAGCAAUAAGCUACACUGCUGUAAUGAUUUCUGUUGACAAAUUAGUCUACAUGGCGAUGACAUUCAAAGUCACAGGUUGACAGUUAUGCAAUUAUUUUGAUUAUCCUCUUGUUGCUCAUCUCGAGGCACAGAUAUCAUCUAUCAUCACAUAUCCAAACAGCCAGGGGCCGUUUGACAAGGGAAGGUGCUUGUCUCUUUAAAACAUUACAGUAACCACAGUACAUUCAUAAUUACAUCAUAAUGUCACCUCAAUGUUUGAAUCAUCCGUCACUCAGUGUCUCACUCCAAAACCUCAGACACACUUAGGUAAUGAGGGACACAUAAACAUGUGUUGUGCUAAUUCGUGCGAGGGGGUGACCUUACGGGGCUGAGAAGUGGUUCAGUUCACGCUCAACUGUCAUGAGAUUAGAGGGUGGUUCAGAUGGAAAUCCAAGACGCAACCUGAUAAUGGUCGGCUGCGAAGGCAGAGUGGGGAGUCCACUGUGGACGACGUGAUGACAAGACAAACUCGGCAGAAGGUCUCCAGGAACAUGUUUUUACCAGGCGCCUACAAGCCUCUGCCAGGGUUCAGUUCCCCACGGCCCGAUGCUGUGACUGCGGCUCUGCAAUACACACAGACACACACACACAGAGCACAAAUCACUGCAGAUUUGCACUCAUGCAUGCAGACAAACACACAUGCAUGCAUAUUCAUAUACUUGUGUUAACACCUCUUGCAGGCAAAGAUGUACACAAACCCCACGCACAUCUAAACACACUCUGAUACACACUCUCACUUACACACACACACACGCACGCACACACACACACACACACACACACAAUCUUAUUACCUCUGUAGAAGCAGGCAUGCGGUUUUAGAGAUCAAAGCAGGACAGGGUGUAAUUUGGUAUCUGCGUUUGUUACAUACCCAUGCUCUGGAUUCACAUCAAAGGCAUGUGCCACACUUCAGCUCUGCCCUGGCAUCCUCAGGAUGGUAUCACACCAGCGAUAAUGCUGCUUUUUCCCGUCUUUGGCUGUGAGCACGUGUCUCUAUUUGUGCGCACAUGCAUACGUGUGUGUGCGUUUCCAUGGAUGUAAAUUACAGUGACUUGUGUCUAUAUAUGCACUUGUGUGUGCACAAGGGUGUGUCAGCGAGAGUGUGUGUGUGUGAGUAUUUAGGAUAGGCGAGAAAGUGGUUAAACCGUUGAGACAGAGAGGCCAUUGUCUGCUGAGGGAAAGUGAGAGCCAGCCAUGUGGGAGAGCGAUUGAAGGAGGAAGAGGGUUGUUGCUCACUGUCUCGUACUCACAGCUAGUGUAGUUUUUUUUUUAGGGGUUUACCUGUUUUUCGUACCAUUUUAUUUCACAAAAAUGAUAAACUAGAAUCUAGAAUCAAGAACCAGAUUAGGACCUAGAGCGUCAUCGUACUGAUCUGCCACUGUGACCCCGGUACCGCUCAGGAAGUGUUUAGUUUUUGGUUAGCGUUCAAUUUUCUAAGCUUCAUUGCUUGAAUUCUUAACAUUUCCACAAAUAAGUGAAUUCCUGCACGGCGGUCCAACAGAAACAGAGCGUUUGUGUGCAUGAUGUUCUUCCCCACUGAGGCCCAAUGGGCAGUUUCCAUGGCGCCCAGACCUCAGACCCCUUCUGCUGCCAGAGGCUGGACAACGUCAUGGAUAGAGCCAGAUCAGACACACACACACAUAAACAGUCCCACACUCUUAGCCCUCAUCCUAUCUCUGCACCAUGUUUGGUCCCUUUACUGCAAAAAUUCAUCUAGGUCAUUUAAUCUCAUGUAAAGAAUUAAAUAUUUAUUUUCCUUUCACCAAAAAAAAAAAAAAAAAUGCUGCCAGUGGGGCCAAAUAAUGCAUCUAGUUCCCUGUAUAACCCCAUGUUUUGGGAAUUUUCUAGAAAAGAGUAUCAGUGUCCUGAACCACAACUGCAUGGCAUGAUAAUCAAGAAAACAACAUGUUUGCACAGAAUUCCUGACAUGAGUUGAUUUGUAUUUAAAGCAGGGGAAACAAUCUCACCACAUUAUUGCAUUAUUUUGCAGAUCAUCCUGAAAAAAUGACUUUUUUUGCUAAAUAAAUACAUCCAUAAAUAAUUAAUUCACUCACAAGGCUGGAUUACCAACCCAGCAAAGCAGGCAAACCCCCAGGGGUCCCAGAAGUCCCAAGUUUAGCACAUAUCAGUUGGUAACGUAACUUGAUUAAUUGCAGAUUUGCUGAAGAAUCUGAACCACUAUUAAAGUGCUAUAUCAACUAAGACGGUUCCUUCAUUUCUUAAUCUUGUGGCCCUUGUCUUUUAGAGAGAACUUGCACUCAGCAUAGAAAUGCAGGUUGUUUUUGUGUUUAUUUCAGCCAUUUAUCCAUACUGCAGCAAACUGUUUUAGACUUCUCUGCUCACUUGCUAUUAUGUGGAUAUAUGUUUUUAAUCAAUAAUUUCUUCUUCUUUUUUUCAAAUUAGUUGAGCCGCU